Benincasa hispida (wax gourd) is the source of this 1674-nucleotide messenger RNA. RefSeq names its product RING/U-box superfamily protein. Gene Ontology annotation, cellular component: cytoplasm. Gene Ontology annotation, biological process: protein ubiquitination. Gene Ontology annotation, molecular function: ubiquitin protein ligase activity. The record is from RefSeq and is a predicted model, not a curated record. Lineage: Eukaryota; Viridiplantae; Streptophyta; Magnoliopsida; Cucurbitales; Cucurbitaceae.
UUUACAGUGAAGACGAGAAGUCUCUCAUUUCUCAACGGCCAAUGGAGUUGACGACCACAACAUCAAAUCCGCCGUUCUUCUUCCUCUUAGCCCAUUGUAAAACUAUUCUUCUCCUUUUCGUCUCUUCCAAUUCCCUAUCGUAAUAUCCCUCUUCUUCUCUCCGGCGGCCACCUCCACCGCCACAAUGUCCGCCGUCGUCGACAAGCCUUUCUUCUGCCACCAGUGUGAUCGCGCCGUUACUGUUUCCGUAUCCAUUUCCUCCGAUCCUCUUUGCCCAUUUUGCCACGAGGGUUUUCUUGAAGAGUAUGAUCAUUCCAAUCCCAAUUCCAACUCCAAUGUUAAUCUUGAUCCCAGGUCCUUUUUCCUUCCCCAUCCUUUCCGUCGUUUUAGUCCUCUUGUUUUCUCCUCUUCUACGGUCGUUGAUCUUCAAAACCCGAGUUUAUUUUCAAGAACUUUAACUCCGCCGCCUACACAAUCCAGUUCUUCUGUUCACCCCGAGUACGAUCCCUUUGUUUUUCUUCAGAAUCAUUUACGGGGCCUCUUCGAAAGUGGUGCUGAUGUUGUGUUUGAAAUUCCGCGUCAUUCUUCCCACUCUGGUGUUUCAAUGCCUCAAAACGUUGGUGAUUACUUCAUUGGACCAGGUCUUGAGCAGCUCAUUCAAUUGCUGGCUGAUAAUGAUCCGAACCGAUAUGGAACUCCGCCGGCUUCGAAAUCGGCGAUUGAGAAGCUUCCGACUGUGACUGUUACAGAGGAUCUUCUAAAUUCGGAAAUGAACCAAUGUGCCGUUUGCAUUGAUGAGUUUGAAAAAGGUAUUAAGGUUAAGCAGAUGCCUUGCAAGCAUGUAUUUCAUGAUUAUUGUAUAUUGCCUUGGCUUGAAUUGCAUAAUUCAUGCCCUGUUUGCCGGUUCGAGUUGCCUACGGAUGAUGCUGAUUACGAGAAUCGAACACGUGGAAAUCGGGUGCAGGCGAAUGAAUCUUCCGGAGAAGAAUCUGGGUCUGGAAACAGUGGGAACAGUACGGGGCGUGUUGAGAGGAGAUUUAGAGUGCCGCUAUGGUGGCCGUUUGGGGGCCGGAACGAUGGGAGUGACUCCGGUGGUGGGAAUGACAGCGAUUGAGAAUAUAAGCCGCAGGACAAAUACAGAAUAUAUUCUGGCAGAAGGGUCUUUGUUUUUGACGCAGAUUUGGAAGGAAUUUCCCCUCUGAAAAUACAUGGCAAAAAGUCAGUGGCUUUUAGUAGUCUGUUAUUUGUUUGUUUGUUAUUCUUCGUUUUUUGAGUUUUUGGUUCACAAUGCCAACAACAUUAUGUACAGAUGUGUUCAUUUUGGAUGACAUUUCUUCCUUCAACGUAGAAUGUAUACAUUCCAAAUCUCUUGUUCAUAGGUCUGUUUCAUUCUACCUGUGGAGAAAUCAUACUCGGGUGCAGAUGCUACAAUGUGAUUGUCAGUUCGAAGUCGGUAGAUGUAUUUGAGAAAAAACUAUAAUAGUAUCUCAAAUCUGUAUCUAUUGGUCAUUAGGGAUCAUGCAGAACGGUACAGCCUUUGUUUCGUAUGUUGUAGUUUUGUUAAAUAAAAGAAAAUUCUAUAGGAAGAGGCGUAUUUCUUAAGUACUUAGGAUGAAGGAUGAAUGUGUGUAAAGAACUCCCAUCUUGAAUAACAAAGUAGAAAGGUUUGCAGUU